AUGAGUGCACUUACAUCAACGACAUUCGUCGAGUUGGCCACUGUUACCAUGGCCGACAACCAAACUAUAAUACCAACAACAACAAUAACGAUAGAUAUGGAAUCAUCAGUGCCUGUGUGGAUACGAAUUGUGUUACUUAUAUUUAUGAUCUUAAUCGAUGUUGUUGCAUUUCUGGGUAAUUUACUUGUUAUAUGUGCGUUUUAUCGCACACGUCGUUUACAAACAGUGACCAACUAUUUCAUCGCUUCGUUGGCUUUUGCCGAUGCUUUAGUUGCAAUAUUUGUUCUUCCAUUAAGUAUUUUACAUUAUCAUCGAGAUCGUUCCUGGAAAUUAGGUUUAAUCUUAUGUGAUCUAUGGGUAUCAUCGGACGUACUUUUAUGUACGUCGAGUAUUUUAAAUUUAACUUGUAUCUCCGUCGAUCGAUACAUGGCGAUAACCCGACCGUUGACAUACACAGCCUAUCGAUCAAAAUUUCUUGCUCGUAUUAUGAUCUUACUUGUUUGGAUUGUCUCGGUUGUUAUCACAUGUCCGCCGAUAUUUGGUUGGCGAGAUCCAAAUCGACGCUUUACAGUUGAAAAAGAACAUCGAUGUGAUUUAAACACCGCUCGAGGCUAUGUUGUCUACUCGGCGUUGGGUUCAUUCUAUAUUCCUGCUGUAGUAAUGAUAUUUGUUUACAUCCGCAUAUUUAUGGUUGUUUACGAUCGCGAUAAUUUAAUCAAUAAAUUUCAUGACAAUGAUAAUCAUCCACAAAAAGCCCAUCCAAAUGGUUUACCUCAUCCAAAACCCACUUCCGAUGGUACACAUUAUAAUUCAAUAAAAACACCGAAAAAGUCAUCUUGUUGCUGCUAUUAUUUAUGUUUUCGAAAGACUUCCCCACCGACAUCUUCGUAUCUCCAGCCGCAAAUGCUCGUACAAUCGGGAACGAAUUCUAUUGCAUCAAAUUUCGAUCGCAAAGGAAACAGUUCGUUUAUUUAUCGUUUUCCCAGUAAAACGAAUUACAGUAGUGCAUCGAGCUCUAUGCCAAAUACACCGCCGUCAUUCGCAAAAAAGCCUACAACUAUCUUCUGUCGUCCAUGUACAAUAUCAACGAAGAGAAUGCCUAAUUUAUCCGAUGAAAUUUAUAAUUAUCGUCGUAAUUAUUUGUCGGGUAUUGGUGCUGAAUAUCAAUUUCGUUCGGGUGAUUCUCCAUGUUAUGAGUUGAAAACUUUUCAAGACUCAUUGCCAACAUUAACUAAAUGUCGAUCAAAUUCAUUUGAACAACUAUCAACUGACACGAAACGUGACCCAACUACGAAAUCGAGUCAUAAUCAACACUUGAAAACAAGCCAACAACAAGCAAAUGUAUUGAACGGCAAUCUACUAAUCAAUCAAGACAAACAAAUCGCGAAAUCUUUGAACGAACUAACAGAAGAUAUUGCACAUUUGUCCAUGAUUGAUCAAACGAAAAUCUAUGAAAUGAAAUAUUCCAUGUCUGCUCUAAAACCUUCGUCACUGUGUAAUCAAACUAAUUCGAACGAUGACUCGAAAUCUCUACCGGAGCAAACGCGUAUCAAUCGUCGAAUGAAACCAUCACGUGCAACAAAAUUAACUCCAUCGGAGAUGCUAAUCGAAAAUCUGAAACAGCAGCAUAAAUUUUCCUCGAAUCCUGGAUCAUCAUCCGCAAGUACACGCCGUCUAAACGAAAUCGGUCACCAGAAAUCGAACGUACCGUGCUACUGCUGUUUCCAACCGAUGGAGAAUUGGUGUGAAAGAAAAACCAAAAGUCAUAAGCAGUACACACCAAAUCAAUCUUUAACCAAUGAUGAAGACGAAAAAGAAGAACUAUCUUCGAAUGAAAUGCACACUCGAACACCAAUGUUAAGAUCACAUCCCAACUUACGUGCCACAAGUAGUUCCAAUCAAAACAUUGUCGUCGCAUCAACAUCUUCCAUACAUCAUCCCAUUCAUCCUACUCACGAUGUCCAUCGUCGUGAACGUAUUCGUUUCAUGAAAGAACAAAAAACAGCGAAAACACUGGCCGUUGUCGUUGGUGGUUUCAUUCUGUUUUGGUUACCGUUUUUUAUUAUGUAUAUCAUCCCGCCAGACACGUACUCAUUCAAUAAUUUAACAGUUACGCUAAUAACCUGGCUUGGGUAUUUCAAUUCCGUAAUUAAUCCAUUCAUUUAUGCGUAUUGUUCAAAACAAUUUCGCAUGGCUUUUUGGAAUAUUACAUUCGGUCUUUGUUUUAAAAAGUCCAACACAUCAACACCAAAAGGAAUGAAGAAAUAA
Molecule: messenger RNA, 2268 nt
Organism: Adineta ricciae
Lineage: Eukaryota; Metazoa; Rotifera; Eurotatoria; Adinetida; Adinetidae
Source: the annotation of a GenBank genome assembly